This is a messenger RNA of Triticum urartu, 459 nucleotides long. Lineage: Eukaryota; Viridiplantae; Streptophyta; Magnoliopsida; Poales; Poaceae. The record is from RefSeq and is a predicted model, not a curated record.
AUGGGAACUUGGCGUGCUCGACCUCGGCGAAGGGAACUGGAAGGAGGCCGGCAACAGGUGAAGCACCGGCGGCGGCGCGCAAGAUGCAGCGGAUCCUUCCUCUACCGCUGCCCACCAUGCGGGUUUGACAUGCACCCGACCUGCAGGCGGCUGCCCCAGGUUGUGCGCAGCGCGCAGCACACGUACCCGGCGCACGACCUCACACUGGUCGUCGCCGAUGGCUGCUGUGCCGCGUGCAACAAAGGCGUGGGGCGGGCAUCGUACUAUCGUUGCACAACGUGCAAUAUUGACUUACACGUCUCAUGUGCAGCGGCCGCCAGCAACAACAACAGCGCUCAUGAAGCUGAAAUAGCCCUUCAGGCUGAGAUUGUACGAACAAGGAUCGCAGCCCAGGGUAGACGCGCCGCGCUGGACCUGCUGAUCAGCCCUGCAUAUACGGUACGGAGAGAGUACUUCUAG